AUGCGCCCUUUUACAUCGGGCCUCCGCCCAUUGAACACUGUUGUGUCGCAAGCUCAAUCAUACACCUCCAUCGCGCGCACACCCUCAUCGCGCUUCCUGUCAACUCAAAUCACUCGCCCGCGCUCUACAAUUCCUUCUUCGCUUUCUCCCCCUCAGCGCAUCUUGACCCACACCCAAUUCCGAGCCAACUCAAGUGCCGCUCGCCCUCUCACUGCAGCACCCCCGAGCCAGACAGACACGGACGCCGAGCGCGCAGCACAGAAUGAAGAGCGACGUAAGAACGAAGAAGCAUACCGCAUUACCUUCACUUGCAAACCUUGCGGUCAUCGCUCUGACCACCGCAUGUCGAAGCAGGGCUACCACCGGGGAACCGUCUUGAUUCAAUGCCCUGGGUGCCAAUCGCGCCAUGUCAUGAGUGAUCAUCUGGGUGUCUUCUUUGAUAAAAAGACAACUUUGGAGGAUUUGCUCAAAGAGAAGGGUCAGACUUUGACGCAUGGCCAUACCGACGGUAACCUGGAGUUCUGGGAUGAUGGAUCUGUGAAGAGCUUCAACUCGGAUGGCAACAACCAGAUUGAGUCUCCGAAGGAAAAGUCUUGA
Messenger RNA from Penicillium canescens, 597 nucleotides. Its product is annotated as DNL-type zinc finger protein. The transcript has a single exon. Lineage: Eukaryota; Fungi; Ascomycota; Eurotiomycetes; Eurotiales; Aspergillaceae. Gene Ontology annotation, biological process: protein import into mitochondrial matrix; protein stabilization; protein folding. The record is from RefSeq and is a predicted model, not a curated record. The coding region runs from base 1 to 597 and encodes 198 amino acids. Gene Ontology annotation, cellular component: mitochondrion. Gene Ontology annotation, molecular function: protein-folding chaperone binding; zinc ion binding.